Molecule: messenger RNA, 1776 nt
Organism: Entamoeba invadens IP1
Lineage: Eukaryota; Evosea; Mastigamoebida; Endamoebidae
Exons: 1
Coding region: 1-1776 (591 amino acids)
Source: RefSeq, a predicted model, not a curated record
AUGUAUAGAAAGGCAGUGAUUUUUAUUCUGCUUUUUUUCAUUUCUUUUGUCCAUUCGAAUUAUGUGUAUCAAUUAGGAGACGAGAAAUACCAAUCAAUUAAUUCCCGAUUUCCACAAAUUGAGAAAGACGUGAACCGAUAUGUCACCGAGUUAAACCAAUUGUCGAAGAAAUACGUGAACCCCGUGUUGUUGUGUUAUGGCAAAGUGAAUCAAGACUACUCGGCAUUUAAAAAUGAUUUCAAAGAAAUUAACGUGAAUGUUUCUAAACUCCGAGAGAACUACACAAACAUGGAUAUGACACUCAACAAAACGGCGUAUGAAAUGACCGAAGUGUAUCUCAAGAAGUUAAAGAGUGAGAAUGAAUUUGACAGAUACCCCGACUUGUUCAAUUUUAAUAAUACGGUGUUUAAUUUAUACUCCCGAGUUUAUCCGUAUUAUGUGAACAAAUCAAAAGACUUCGACAAUACAAAGGGGUUGAUCAAGACGAUGAAGAAACAAUUCAAAACACUCAAAACUCGAAUUCUUCAGUGCAAAGGAAAUUACGAGAAAAUCAACCAAACAAUCGAGUCUUCAAGUGCUAUGACGAACUGGAAAAAGCUCGUCAACAUCUCCAAAACUCUGGAAACCAAAUAUCAACAAACAAAGACUGCAUUUCUCUCAGCACAAGGAUAUCGGUGUAAUUUAAAGACUGAGGAAAAGAUCUUUGAAACAUUGAGGAAAAUAGUCGAGGAACGGACUUUGAAGUAUGACCCUGGUGUGGUCGGUCGGAUUGAAAAAUUUGCAACGGCGCAGUUUGAAUGGGACGAAGAGGAUAUUAAAAAGAACAGACUUCAUCUGAAAGACAAUUUCUAUACACAGCCGAAUUACAGGGAAAUCAUGUUAAAGAAAUAUAAGAUGAAUCAUAUACCAAAUGAUAACACCACUUUUGUGAGGAAGAGAGUGUCGACGGCGGACUUAAUUAAACAACUGAAUGACUCGUCGCUGUUUAAAUAUAUCGAGUUGGCGAAGAAACUUGACGACAAGAAGUUUGUGGAAAAGGAAGUGAAGAAAGCAAACAUCAAGGCUGAACGACAAAUGAGUGGCGAAGCCACUCGAGACGUCAGGAGGAAAGUUAAGGAAGACAUGAGAAAGCAAUUGGACGAGGAAAUAGCAGAGAGACUUAAUGAGAAAAUUAAGAGGAACGCUGCGGAGAUCGCGAAAAUGAGAAGCGUCGUGACACAAGAGGAGCUCAAAAAGGCGUCGUUAGCUGUUACACCAACGCAACGAGUUCAUAAAGAAAUUGAGGAAGUAGAGCCAUCAGUAAAUAGGUGGAAAAAGGCGAAUGAGUUACUUGACAAGUUUGAAGAGGAAGGGAUUCACACGAAGAAGCUGAAAGAAAUGCUCAAGGACUUAACAAAAGACCAAAUUGAAAUUGUUUAUAGGAAGCUGAAGUAUUCCAUUGCACCGAUUGAAUCGUUGGUUACACUCGCAAAACUGUAUAAGAAAGAAAAUAAGAUGAUGAAGGUCGAGAACCCCGAGAAGAUACGAACAUACAGAAAACAACUCAGAAGAGAAGAAAGACGACUUCUGAAGAGGUUUGAUGAUGGAGAGGAAGAAGACGAUAAAAAGGGCAAAAUCGACUUUGACGAUGCGAACGAGAAAUCAGUGGAGAGUAUUCUUGUUGAUAACACACUGGAAGAAAACCCAGAUGAGGUCAUCCAUUCACUCGAGAGGAGAGUCAGAGAGAAGGAGAAUAUACCAUGCGGGUGCCAAAACAAACGUAAUACAUUGUUAUGA